Melampsora larici-populina 98AG31 is the source of this 480-nucleotide messenger RNA. RefSeq lists its product as uncharacterized. The record is from RefSeq and is a predicted model, not a curated record. The transcript has 3 exons. NCBI's taxonomy places the organism in Eukaryota, Fungi, Basidiomycota, Pucciniomycetes, Pucciniales, Melampsoraceae. Bases 1 to 480 code for a protein of 159 amino acids.
AUGGACUCACAUCUCUUUGACAAGAACAACAACAAUGAACUACUUCUUGGCAAUUUGGACAUUGUUGUGCCUCCUGCUCAAGCCACCAAAAGCUUUCAAGCUCCUGAUACCAUCAGCUCAACUCCUGAUCCAAAAUACAACAACCAAGCUCCAAAAUUACCUACCUAUACCACCUUGCAACCAAAUAACAUGAGUUUUAGCAGCUGCAAAUCACAGCUUUCUUCAUCUUGCAACAAACAACUCCCUGGUGUUUCCAAAGCUCUCUGGCAGGCCUGGGUCAAUGGAGGUCUUUCAAUUGUGGUAUCUAUCCACUGUUCAAAGGGGUAUAAUAGUAAGGAUAAAAAGACAAUCAAAGUGUCUGGCUUCUUUGACAACACCUUUGAAGCUUUCAUCAAAUCCACCUUGACUGCACCUGCCACUUUGACUAUGGGUUUCCCUAUUAUACUUGAGAACCCUUUGAAGACCAAGAAUGCACACUGA